Messenger RNA from Trichoderma aggressivum f. europaeum, 978 nucleotides. RefSeq lists its product as uncharacterized. The coding region runs from base 1 to 978 and encodes 325 amino acids. NCBI's taxonomy places the organism in Eukaryota, Fungi, Ascomycota, Sordariomycetes, Hypocreales, Hypocreaceae. The record is from RefSeq and is a predicted model, not a curated record. The transcript has a single exon.
AUGGACCAAAAGACAUAUAUCGAAAUUGAAGGUACGCAAGAGCUUGAGUACCACCUACCAAACGAGUUGGAUAAGUUUGAUGGCCCCAUACGACACCGGAAAGAGAUCACGGGCACCGACAGACAGGGCAAGGCCAGGCUUAUGUCUAUAGUUGGAAUCAUGCCUACAGUGGUACACGGAUGGGCUAAUGGCGAGAUACACACGCUCAUAAUCUAUGAAUGGAAGACCGUACCUGGGCACCAGGGCCUUCGCUUCAAAGACUUGAUAAUCGAAGUAUCGUUUGUCGCAAAUGGUCCCCGUGGUGCGGCUGAGGAUGAGGCCCGCGACAUGCGCAGCCGAGGAUUUAAAUCCAACGUUUCGGAUCCCGAGGUGGUAUCAGCUGUACCAAGUGCAGUGCAGUUGUAUAAUGUGACAAAACACAAAAUAGGGGGGAAUAAUACAGGCGAAUUCGGGUUCAGCGCCGGCUUUGCGCCGUAUUUUUCAGCAGAGGCCAAGUACAUCAUGGAGCGCAACUCCGCUGUUAGUAUUACUGAUGCCGUACAAGUUGCUGGCCAACCUUACGUCGUUGGCUCUGGUCGCAGCCGCCUGAAUGCCAUUCGAUGGACUAUUCUAGAAAAUGAUUCCCAGCGCCCAGGUAUUCCUGCAUACUUACGGACCGCCGUACUGCUCAAGCGCCAAUCUGAUGACGACGGACUAUUCCUUGGGCAUGUCAAGAUAAAAUCGCACGUUUCCUGGUGGGAAGAUAUUAUGGAAACAAAGGGGAAAGUCUUUGGCGACAUCAAGCCAGAUGACCCCAUUAUCUUUGACCCAAAGGAACCAACAAGCUCGGUCUUUGAUCAUCAAAAGGCGAAACUUGAUCUUGUUGACCUCGACGCGCAGUUUCGAAUGGUAUGCUUAGCAACGCUACAGACAACAAAAAGCGAGAAUAUUGGCGAAGAUAACGAAGAAAGAUUGACUGAAACCUCAGGCGAGAAUUGA